CGCAACUUUUCAACAAAUUAAACAAUAAAAUUUUGUUACCAAAUAUCAUUAAACUGAAUUAGAUAAACCCUGAACUUAUUUGAACAUGCAACGUAACUUUGGAAAAGGAGUCAGAACCCGUUUACCUUGUUUAUCCUUUCACAAGGCUACGCAUCCGUUCAAGUUCAAUUUGUAGUUCCUCGUCGCCAACAUUCUUCACUCCAAUGCUAAGUUACCAUGUUCGCGGCACUCCUCUUCGCGACCGCGCUGGUCGCCCCGCUCACAGCCUUGCCCAUCGUGUCCCAGUACAACAUAAUCCAAACGCCAACUUUCGCCGCUCCGCUGCUCAAUCCUGGCGUGAAUCCUGCAAUAAUUCCUACAUCCCAGCCUGUGGAACAAUUAGCACAUCCAGCUGCUGUUGAAAACGCCGCCGCCGAAUCGCAAUUGCCUCAAGAAUUGCUCAACCCCUUUUACAAGAAUCCGGGAAUCGCGGCAGCUCUGGCUAAAGAAUCCUGGUUUUCUAACAAGGAAUUUCCAGUGCAUCAUCGCGAGGCCGAGAAGAUUCCCCGAUCGGAAAUAUUUAAAAUCAUCAGCCGGCUCCAGCACAGGAGAUAGGACUUUAUAAGCUGUGAUCUGUGUUAGAGUGAAAGGGAUUUUGUUAUUUAUUUAUUUGAAGGCUGAACAGAGGCGGACUGUUUAAAAAUGGAUUUACUGUUGGUUUUACGGUUGGAAUGUAAUGGCGUGUAGUGAGAGUUUGAUUUUAUGCAAUAAAUGUAAUAAAGUUGUUGAAAUUA
This is a messenger RNA of Zophobas morio, 773 nucleotides long. RefSeq lists its product as uncharacterized. NCBI's taxonomy places the organism in Eukaryota, Metazoa, Arthropoda, Insecta, Coleoptera, Tenebrionidae. The record is from RefSeq and is a predicted model, not a curated record. The transcript has 2 exons. The coding region runs from base 217 to 594 and encodes 125 amino acids.